Cladophialophora bantiana CBS 173.52 is the source of this 504-nucleotide messenger RNA. RefSeq lists its product as uncharacterized. The record is from RefSeq and is a predicted model, not a curated record. The transcript is spliced from 3 exons. Lineage: Eukaryota; Fungi; Ascomycota; Eurotiomycetes; Chaetothyriales; Herpotrichiellaceae. Gene Ontology annotation, cellular component: membrane. The coding region runs from base 1 to 504 and encodes 167 amino acids.
AUGUUCAUCAGCCCAGUCCUCAUCCUCCGCAUCGUUCAAGGUGUGCUGGCUUUCAUCGCCAUGGCACUUGGAGCAACCGUGGCCAACGUCCUUAACACUCAUACUCCAGCACUCGAUGUCCCAGCCGGUGUGGUCUUCUUCGUCUUCGCUGCCGUCUUCACCAUGCUCGUCACGGUUCCCUACACCGUCUUGACACCUCGCUAUUUCCCAGCCCUGGCCCAUCCGUUCGCAAUGCUCGCUGCCGAAGCCACGACCUCGAUCUUCUGGCUGGCCGGCUUUGCCGCGGUUGCUGAUCGCUUGCGACGAUCCGAUAUUUGCGAAGUCGGCGCGUGCUCGUCUGCCAAAGGCAGUGUCGUGGUCGGGGUCUUCGAGUUCAUCCUUUUUGGAAUCACAGCCUUCUUUGCCUUUUCUCACAUCUUUCUCGGUGGUAGAUUCAGCGGGAACAGAACUCAGAACAAGCAGGUGCAAGUGCACCGUUCUUGGGCCGGGGCUGAGCGUGUGUAA